This is a messenger RNA of Arctia plantaginis, 5883 nucleotides long. The record is from the annotation of a GenBank genome assembly. Lineage: Eukaryota; Metazoa; Arthropoda; Insecta; Lepidoptera; Erebidae.
AUGUCGUCGCUUUUACGCUCUACGAAAUUUGUACGAUAUUUUACUGGUGCAGCGAGAACGCUUAUUCUCAACUCUGCCAAGACCGCUGAAGGCAAUUUGUUGAUUAAUUCAAAAGCAUUAAGUGCUGCUAAUAAUGUUUUGCUGAGAGACUAUGCAACAUCAAAGAAACCUGAAAGUUUAGAGCCCUUGCUCCAGAAACUGGACUUGGAAGUAAGAAGAUUUGGAAGAAUCACUAAGAAAGACAUCGAUGAAGUUUUUGAUGAGAUUAGAUCAAAAAAUGACAUCACUAGUUCACAAUCCCUACUUGUUAUUCGUUGCUGUGGGGAACUUGUGCCAGAAGAAUUACCAGAACAAAGAACCCUUCUGGUACAAAAGAUUUGGGGUGUUCUGACUGAGCGUGGAAUUCCUAUGGAUAUCUCUCACUACAAUGCUUUACUGAGGGUUUACAUUGAAAAUGAGCAUCCAUUCUCACCAGCCAUGUUCCUUGAAGAGUUGGAAAAGAAGGGAUUGCAACCCAACAGAGUAACAUAUCAACGAUUGAUGUGGAGGUAUUGCCAAGAAGGCGACGUUGAAGGCGCAACGAGAGUUCUAGAAAAAAUGAGAGAACUCAAUAUGCCUGUCUCAGAACCAGUCUUAAAUGCUCUGGUCAUGGGACAUGCAUUCCAUGGGGACACAGAAGGUGCAAAAGCUGUGUUGGAAACUAUGGCAGGAGCAGGCUUAGAACCUACUAAUAGAACCUAUACUCUACUUGCUUGUGGAUAUGCUAAAGAGGGUGAUAUAGAUGGCAUCGAAAAGACAAUCAAAAUGGCGAAAGACAAAGAGGAUGUCUUGACUGAUAAGGAUAUUAUGGAUAUCGUCGAACAUCUUGCAGUUAGUGGACAUGGUGACAAAGUAGAUCAGUUGUUCCCCCACCUCCAAAAAAGUGCUGGAUACAACCAGGAUGCAUGUAAUCUUAUUCUAAGACUUCUUAAUAAAGGACAGGAUAAAACAGCUAAAAUGGUCAUGAAAACGAUGCCAAAAUCACCAAAUACCGAAGACACAAUAUUUAAGGGUGCAUUCUUCGUCAAACAAUUGUUACGACUGAAUAAACCUGUCGAGGAUGUAAUCAAAACCUGCAGGGAACUGCAAAGUGAAGGAUUAAUACCUAAUGCUAUCUACAUAGCCACUGAAGCAGCUCUAGCUAAUGGGCAAAGUGAAUUGGCCCAAAAACUGUUUAGUGAAUUGAAAAAAGAAGGAGUCGAAAUUAGACAGCAUUAUUACUGGCCACUCUUAGUUCAGAAAGGAAAAGAAAAUGAUGAAGAAGGUAUGCUUCAAAUGCUACGAGAUAUGGCUAGCAAUAAUAUGCCACCAACUGGUGAAGCCCUCAGAGAUUAUGUUAUCCCUUUCCUAAUUAAAAAUGAUACUCCACAGAAUGUUAUACUGAAAUUACAAAUUGCCAAUGUCCCAAUAAUUUACAGUGCCAGAAACGUAAUGGUUGAACUUUUGGAAGUUGGAAACAUUAGGAAAGCAGCAGAAAUUGCGUUACAAUAUCGACCAUGGGGUAAUUAUGCUCUUGUUGCUCGUUCUCUAAUAACUGCUUUGAGUAAAACAAAAGAUAUUGAUUCGUUUGUAUCCAUAUUACAUGUAAUAAGUAGUAAAGGGCGUAGUUCACAACUUGAAGAAGAUUCUGUAAACGAUGACUCCCUAAGUGAGGAUAAUAACGUCAUUGCUGAAGUUAGUCGUAUUGUGAAAACUGCAAUUAAAAAUUUAAAUAAACCUGACUCUUGUGAGAAACUUCUACAGGGUAUUUAUGACAAGGGUUUAAGGAUUAAUACUGAGGCAGCAGAAAUGUUAGAGCAAUAUCUUGGUGAAAGUAUGACUACAAAUUUAUCACAGUUGCUCUUCAAGCUAACGUCAUCGGAAUUAGAUGUGGCGCCAAUUGAAGGGCCGCGCAGAGUUGAUGUUGGUGAACUUACAACUGCUCAAAUGGAAGCUCAAUAUGCGUCGCUGAAAAAUAAAGGUAAUACAAACUUGACACGCUUACAAAAACAACUUCUUUUGGCUUACAUUAAGGAGAACAAUCUUAAAAAGUUGAAUACACACAUUGAGGAACUAAAAGCAUCAAACUUUGAAAUUACAACCCCAACACUGGCACAACUAUUUGAAUUUUAUUGCGAAAAUGAUGAAAUUCAAAAAGCUGAAGAAUGCAAGACAGAAAUUGAAAAAAGAAGUCCUAAUUUCUUACUGAAUAAAUAUAAAUUGGUACUGAUGGCGUAUGCUUUGGUUAGAGCGAACAGAAUUGACGAAGCAAUCGAGUAUUUAAAAAAACAUAAGCAAACAGAUGUUGCUGAUGCCUCAGGUUUUAUGGUCAACUCAAAGUGUUGGCAGAUGUUAAAUACAUUAGCGGAACAGAAGAAUGAUGAAAAAGUGACAGAACUGACAAAUACUCUUAUUUCAUGCAACUACAUAGAGCCUUCUAAUAUUAUAUUGGGGCCUUCAAUUAAAGUGCAUCUACUAAAGGAAGAUAUUGACAGUGCUCUGAAAACGUUUGAACACUUCUGUAAACAAUAUAGAUCAACUCCUUGGAAGGGAGAAUUGAUGAAAGCGCUUAUCUUGAAAGAAGAUGCCACUAAACUGCAAUGGUUAGCUGACCUUAGCACCCAGGUUCAUGGCGAAGUAAAUAUACUUCAUGACUUGGUAUUAGCAUUUAUUGAAUGUGGCCGUUUACGUCAAGCUCGCCGCAUAUUAGAAACACCAGGAUUGCAGACUCGCAACCGCCGAUUGGAGGACGCCUGCCAGAGAUAUGUUGAUGAAGGAAAGUCGGAAUAUUUAGAAGGGUUACUCGAAGCCACAAAAGAAUUAUCACAUAUAGACCGUAGUAACAUUUUCUAUCAUUUACUCGUAACAUACUGCAAGGCUGAUGAGACUGACAAAGCACUUGGCCUUUGGACUGUACUACAAGAAGACGGUGAAGUACCUAGCGAGCAAUUCCUCAAAUACCUUGGGCAACACCUCAAGUCUAAAAACAGACAAGUACCAUUCGUUAUCCCUGAAGAUAAGAGUGUCAAAACUAUUAAGCCUAAGAAUGUCGUCGAAAAGAUUGUAACAAAAAAAGAACUCACUAAACCUACCAAAAAUGAUGUAUCUAUCAACAUCGAGACCUUGACGAAAAAUGGCGAUCUAUCGCAAGCUACGGACUUCGCUAUCAAAUCUAUAGACCAUGGUGUUAUACCAAAAAGUAAUGUUCUAAAGUUCUUGCUGAAAUCUUUAGCAGAAGGAGGUCAUGUUGAAAAAAUUCAACAACUGGGGAAACAAAUAAAUGAGUCACUAAAACGCCGUGUGACAUAUAACGACAAAUUGACGCAUGCAAUUUUCGCAAGAGGAGCUGGCUCUCAACACAUCGACAAUUUGAUGGAGUCCGUCCAAGCUGCUAAAACUGACGAGGAUUUGGAAAAUGCUUUGAAACACUUCCCGAGGAGUAAUGCUUUGGCAACCGUCGUUCAAGACGAGAAGCUUGUUGAUAAAUGUACCCAAAUUGCCGAAAUUGCCGCAUCAAGAGGAUAUAUUUUGCCAAUCAAUCUAUUGUGGAUGGAACUGCUUUUGUGCGGUAAAGAGAAAGAAUCCAAUGCUAUUUGGACAAAAUGGUUAAGCACUGCACCAACAGUGGUGUUCAGAAGGCUAUUACAAGAAAGUCACUUAAGAAAAGAACCGCAACUAAUCGAAAAACUUAUCAAUUUAUUGAAGACAAGCUCACCAAUCUCUAACGGUUCUUUGGUGGACUCUUUGAAACGAGGAGGAAGGUUUUACUUGUGCUGGGUAGCAGAUUCCUGGCCACUGCGAUUUGCCACCAUAACACACCGACAGCUUUGGUCACAAGAUAUCCGAAUAAUAUGUGACGAUUUAGUCGAAGUUAUAAUGAACGAGUCUGGUCGUCCAACACAAAGAUUUUCACUCCGACUUAGCUCCCAACUUCUGCGGGGGCUGGUGCGACUUUACCAAAAAAAAGUUAAUGUGUUCCUGGGUGAAUUGUGCAGACUCAAUGCUAAUGUUAUCAAAAGUGCUAAUAAAAAAUGGAAUACACAGGAGGUUGAAAUUGUGAGGCGUAUUAAGCGUCCAUUGCCACAGCUAAACUUCCAAGAUGCCCAGGGAGCACCAGAAAAUGAACAAAGAAUAGUGGAAAUGAUUCAGGCAAGCGGAAAUGCUGUUUCAAACAUUGAAGAUAUAACACUGAGAGAACCUACAAUAGUCUCUGAAAUGCUUUUAAGACCAAAUGACGGGUUCGGCGAAGAGCACCCGGAGCAGUCCUCGGAGCAGCUGCAGGACCGCACCGUGGAACAGAUGCUGGUGCGCGCGGACGUGUCGGCGCAGCGCUCCGGCCUGGAGCUGCCGCUGGACCUCACCGACGCGUCGCACGACCGGACGCGCCUGCUGCUGCCACACGUGCGCAUGGAGAGGAUGUCCGACCACGACCUCACCGUCUUUACUAAAUCUAAUGCAGAGGAAUUGGUACCAGAAUUUGAAAAAGACAUUCCUGAAAUACCAGAAAUCCCGCCUCCUGAAUUGCCCGUUCCUGUACCCGAGAAAUCUCGCAAUGAAGUACUUGGCGAGGAGCACAGGGUUAUUCCUGUUGAAUCAUCCAAAGAACCCGAGCAAGUAGAAAUAGAACUGGAGGAAAUACAAGCGGAACCACAAAGCAGAAAACGAAAGCUAAGGCAUAGAUUAAUGGUUGACAAAAAAAUUAAAAUUAGUACACAGUUCUUUCGAACCAGACUCGAAAAUCCGCGAGUAGAACUACGAUGCCAGGAUAGUUCGGAGGACAUUAUCUUGAUACGCGUACCUCCUGCAUUCUAUUUUCGUCGCCCUUGUCACGGUGGGGAAGGGGUUACUUCUAACCUUGGAUUUGUAAUAAGUCGUCUUUUUGCACGAAAUCUUGGAGUUAUAAAUAAUCGACCACUCGAGGAUAGAGAAAUAGAGAGAGUAAUGCAGAGGUCAAAUUAUUGUGGCACAAGGUCAUUGCUUGAAAGGAUCGAGGAAGAACAGGAAGUUCCGAUAGUCGUGGAGCGGCCACAGGUAGAUCUGGAACAGAUCCAGGUUGAAGAGAUCGCAAUGGAACAGAACGUGCCGGAGGCUACGCGUCCUAGUGUUGGCGCCCAGCUCGACGUGGACAUCGCGGACAUGCUAACGCAGAAAAUUGAAACACUAUCUCAAGCACGCAAAAGAAAAGAGCAAGAUGCACUGGCGACUACCACCCCAAAAAGACAACGUUCUGUAGGUUACGUUUCGUUCCGAGAGAGUCAAGUAGCGAGAUUGACAAGGCAGGAUGCGAGCUCAGAAGCUGACAAAGAAAAUAUACCUGCGAAUAUACUUCCGCGAACGACGUUUAGUGAUGAACCGAGACCGGCACAAAAUGCAGAGAAGAUUGUGUCAUCGAUGUUACAAGAAGCAGGGUUGGCAGACAUUCAGAUUGCGUCAUCUGUCGUAGUCGAGACUGGCCCGCAAGUAUCGCAACGCGCAGUGUCAAUCGGCAAACCUGGCCGAGGAAAUCUUAGUGAUAGUUCGGAGACACCACUGGGUAGCCUUGAUAGAACAAAAGUAUCUCUUGGAGAUUCAGAACAAACCACGGAUUCUAAAAGGUUUAUACGCGAUCAAUGGGGUACUGAAGGCACUAUGCUGAAAAUCCUAACACUCGUCAAAUCAGGUCGGAAACCGGUAACAGUGAGUACUCUUGUCAAGAAAGGUCCAACCAUAGCCGGGUAUACUCGUGUUAUUGCUGCGCGAUGCUUUACUUCCAUACUCAAAUUAAAGCAACAUGGAUUCAUCAACACCUCCAAGGACCCUGGUACGCUAGAAAUAAAUGCCAUCACCUUAGGAGAAAAACUAACAAGCUCUCAGGAACAAUACUAA